Molecule: messenger RNA, 809 nt
Organism: Oppia nitens
Lineage: Eukaryota; Metazoa; Arthropoda; Arachnida; Sarcoptiformes; Oppiidae
Product: L-xylulose reductase-like
Exons: 4
Coding region: 4-738 (244 amino acids)
Biological process (GO): glucose metabolic process; xylulose metabolic process
Molecular function (GO): L-xylulose reductase (NADPH) activity; carbonyl reductase (NADPH) activity
Source: RefSeq, a predicted model, not a curated record
AAAAUGUGUGAUAACUUCAAUGGCAAGCGAGCACUGGUUACCGGUGCCGGUAGAGGCAUUGGCCGCGAAAUUGUCAAACAGUUGGUUGCGGCCAACGCUCGGGUCGUAGCGUUGAGUAAAACACAAGAAAACUUGGAUAGUCUUAAACAAGAGUUGCCAUCAAUUGAGACGGUUUGCUGCGAUAUCGGUAACUGGGAUGAGACCAAAACAAAAGUCGCUGCAAUCGGUACCGUAGACCUGCUGGUCAACAAUGCGGCCUACGCUGCACUCACACCAUUGGGAACCAUUGAUGAGGCCAUUGUCGACAAACAUUUCAACAUAAAUGUCAAAUCGGUGAUAAACAUUACACAGAUAGUGGCCACUGGUAUGAAAUCGCGGGGAACGGGCGGUUCAAUAGUGAAUAUAUCGUCGGUAGCCGGUAUGAUAGGCAUACGCGACCAUCUGGUAUACGGUGCGACCAAAGGUGCACUGGAUUUGAUGACGAAAGUAUGGGCACUGGAAUUGGGCGCCGAUAAUAUACGGGUCAAUUCGCUGAACCCGACGGUAACACUGACAGAAAUGGGUUUGGUUGGCUGGUCUGAUCCGAAAGUCAGAGACCCGUGGCUGGCCCAGCAUCCGAUGCACCGAUUUUGUAAACCACAGGACGUGGCCAAUACUGUACUGUAUUUGUUGUCCGAUAGAUCCGAUAUGAUUACCGGCACUAUAUUGCCCAUCGAUGGCGGACUCACUUGUGUUUGAUUGAUAGAUAGAUUGAAUUAAUUAGUAUUUUUUAUAUUAAUUUAGUAAAAUAUAAUAUAAUAAACCCAACA